Molecule: messenger RNA, 1030 nt
Organism: Fulmarus glacialis (Northern fulmar)
Lineage: Eukaryota; Metazoa; Chordata; Aves; Procellariiformes; Procellariidae
Product: nucleoporin GLE1-like
Exons: 6
Biological process (GO): regulation of translational termination; regulation of translational initiation; poly(A)+ mRNA export from nucleus
Cellular component (GO): cytoplasm; nuclear pore; nuclear pore cytoplasmic filaments
Molecular function (GO): translation initiation factor binding; phospholipid binding; inositol hexakisphosphate binding
Source: RefSeq, a predicted model, not a curated record
GAUGUCUUGGAAGGAUGCAUGUCUCCUGUUGUGCUGUCCCCUUAUUCUGGCUGGGUCCUAGACAGAGUGAUUGGGCAAUCAGCCCAAGAAAUCGCACCCUCCAGAACUUCAACACCUAAAGAAUCCGCUCCCCUCACAAACCAGCCAUCUUCUCUGGAGAAGAUCACGUCUGCAAGCCACCAGGGCUCUUCACCACUUUCAUCUACAGAGCCAAGUGAAACAAAGGGAAAUGAUGAUCUUAGUCUGGUGGAAAUGGAUCAAGAAGUUCUGCCAUCUAAAGUUACAGAAGUUGAAGGCUGCAUUCGGAUGUAUGAAGAGAUGUACAGGUUGAAAGGAAAGGAGGGGCUAAGGCAACGGCAGGAGCAGCAAGAGCAGAUGGUGAGGGCAGUGUACGACCUGGCAAGUGAACAACUGAAGCGCUUCGAUGAACUGAAGGAGCUAAAGCAGCAUCAGGAAUUCCAAGAUUUGCAAGAAGUAAUGGAGAAGAGCUCAAAGGAGGCUCAGGGACAGCAAGAGAAAUUGAAGGAAGAACACCGACACAGAGCAAAGGUAUUAAACCUGAAACUGCGCGAGGCAGAGCAGCAGAGGCAGCGUCAGGAAGAGCUGGAGCGUUUGCGUAAGGAAGAGGGCCAGGAAAGAUUGCGUCGCCUUUAUUCCAUCCAGGAGGAAGUGCUGCAGCUUAACCAGCAGAUUGAUCCCAAUUAUAGGCACAAAGACUUGCCAAGAAUCGAUCUUUCUGCAUACAGUAAUCGUGGCAACCAGAUCUGCGGGCUGGUGUCAGGACUCAUCCGCACCACAAGUGAGAGAGGUUUCCCUACUCCAGCAGAUGUGGCCAACACUGAACGAGCGCUGCAGGAGAUGCGAGGGUUGAUAUCCAGCAUGCAGCAAGAAAUCGCUGCAGCUGUGGAAGAAAAAAGGAGAGAUGAAGAGGAAAAGAGGCAGAAGCAGGAAGAGUUACUGAAAAAAGAGCAGAUGAAGGCUCAGACUCCUGCCCCUGCACAGCAGUCAGGUGGAAAGCAGCAGAAGGAAG